AUGCAGGUAACAGUAACAUCGGCAGACGGAGACCAAAUGGCUCAGAUCAAUGUGGAACCCACACACCAGCUCAACUCUGUGGCUCCACAGCUUCAGCAACACUUUGGCAUUCCAGCAGCAUCUCAAGUGCUCAUGCUCGAUAGCAAUCCGUUGAGUAUGAAUCAGACGUUCGAGGAGACGGGGGUCAAGGACAAUGAUUUGCUGGUGAUUAUGCACAGCCCUUCGACUGCAUCUGCUGCUACAAGAUCUACUGUGACGAGUAUGUCGAGUUAUACGGCUCGCACGGGCAUGAAGAUGCACGAGAUUCCGCAGAAUAAUGCCUCGCCAGAAAUCCUUCUCGAUAUUAUGGACAAGAACCCUAUGCUUUUGGUAGAGCUGCAACAAGCGAAUCCAAAGUUGGCAACAGCACUACAGACCAAAAGCGUGUCAGAAGUACGUAUGGCAUUAAUGCAGAUGCACAUGGAGGCAGCAUCUCGGAAGUUUGAGGAGCAACGGGAGAUUGAGGCUCUGGAGCGAAACCCGUUCGACGCUGAUGCUCAAGCCAAAAUUGCGGAGCGUAUUCGCCUCUCAAACGUUCAAAAGAACAUGGAGAUUGCUAUGGAAGAGAUGCCCGAGGCAUUUGGACGUGUCACCAUGCUUUACAUUCCUUGCGAAGUGAACGGGACAGAAGUGAAGGCGUUUGUCGAUUCUGGAGCACAGUCCACCAUCAUGUCGUCGAGUUGUGCAGAACGAUGUGGUAUCAUGCGCCUUGUGGACAAGCGUUUUGCUGGGCAGGCUAUUGGCGUGGGUAUGGCGACAAUCAUUGGCAGAGUGCAUGUGGCCGCAUUAAAGAUCGGUAAUGAAUUUUACAACUGCAGCUUCACGAUUCUGGAUCAACAGGGUGUUGACUUCCUGUUUGGACUGGAUAUGCUCAAGCGGCAUCAGUGUUGCAUUGAUCUGAGCAAGAAUGUUCUGCGUCUUCAUGAAGGCGAUCGCUUCCACGAAGUUCCCUUUUUGCCAGAACACGAAAUCCCGUCGUCGGAGAACCGCACAGACUCCGCACAACCUCCGACCAAAAGUGGUGAUGUGCCUGUUCCUGCGUCAAGUCCAGGCUUUACCCCACCUUUUGCCGAAGCCAUCCAGUCUUCCGCUCUACCUCCUACUGCUACUGGUCAAGGCGGCGAAGCAAAGAUCGCUCAACUGGUGGCAUUAGGCUUUCCCGAGCAGCAGGCUAUCCAGGCGCUGCGGACUUGCAAUGGCAACGUCGAAAUGGCUGCCGGGCUUCUUUUUGAUAGCAUGUAG
Messenger RNA from Peronospora belbahrii, 1281 nucleotides. The record is from the annotation of a GenBank genome assembly. Lineage: Eukaryota; Oomycota; Peronosporomycetes; Peronosporales; Peronosporaceae.